Messenger RNA from Pocillopora meandrina, 22408 nucleotides. The record is from the annotation of a GenBank genome assembly. Lineage: Eukaryota; Metazoa; Cnidaria; Anthozoa; Scleractinia; Pocilloporidae.
AUGAAAUCGUCAAAUAAAGACGAUACUUCAUCUUCCGAGCAAAGCGACGAGGAUGCAGCCGUUUUUAUUUAUGAUCGUAGAGCUGGCAGCAGGCCGGAAGAGAAGAUCCAGUUAGGCGGCAUAUUCAAUUUUAACACUUUCAAAGAAAAGACCCGAGUGGUAAGUUAAAGUUGUUGAACUCUUGAAGUUUUUUGAAAGUGUUCUAUUGUUGUUGAAAGUCAUUUUAAUUACAGGCAACCUGUUACUAUUUAAAAGAUGUAAAUUUAUUUUACAGGCUUUCAAUAUCCUAGAAAACGAAACAUUUGUGAUAGUGACAACAAAUCGACAGGAAAUCCUGGAUGACAAGACUUAUGGUAUGGCAACACUAAACAUCUUGAAUGAUGAUUAUGUGUUUCAGAAGUAAAUUCAACUUUCUUUUUGAACUCGUUUUUAGAGGAACUUGGUGCCGUUGCAUCUUGCUGUAAGAUCAAUUUUUUAAAAUGUAACCUGACAUUUGUUCAUACCUCUUUCCGCUAACUUUUGUCAUUUGACAGAAGAGUUGGUUGAUGGUAAUGAAACACUGUAUAUCUUGACAUCGUCCAACCAAGAACUGAGUGCUCCAACGGAGGAGAAGGUGGAAUAUAUCCCUCAUUAUGACACUUUGGUCAAAAGUGGCAUGUAUGAAUAUUAUGCUAGCGAAGGACAAAACCCAUUACGUAAGUAUAAUCAAAUUGUAUUAUUUAAUUAGCAACUGUAGAAUAUAUAAAAAACUCCUUUUCUAUUCUUUUAGUCAGGGUUAGGGAAUGACUCUACCUUCAAUGCGACUUACAUUUUUCUCAUUAUAUCUUUCAUAAAUGUAAUUAUUGUUUUUAUCAAGUAUAGUGAUAAUAAUAAUGAUACUAACCACAAUAAUUUUGAUAAUAAUGAUGAUCACAAUUAUAGUACAGGCAGAGUUCAAACACUGACCCUGACCCUAAGCAAUUACUGUUACCUUCGUUGGUAAAUUUGGUUAGGGUCUUGGAUAGAGAAAACAAUGACAAAAACAAUACAUUGCCAUUGGGAAAACAGAUUUGUUUUACAAUAGUAUGGGGCUGAGCAGAAAUUUUACCCCUUAGUUCUUUACAAUCUAGCGAUCUUUAGCUCAUGAUUUAAGAAUUUCUUUUUUUUGGCCAAAUGUGAUGAAAUGUAAAUGUUUUUCUUUUAUAUUUUUUUUUGUUUUGUCUUUUUAUUUGAGAAAAAGACAUUGGUAAAUGAGUUUGAGAUACCAAUGGUAUUCUGGACUUAACUUGUUGUUUGCCUUUAUUUCAGCAUUUGCCUUUGCUGAACUUGUAGACAAUGCAAUGGCAGCUACUGCAGAAAAUGAUGGAUCCAGAGAAAUUGAAAUUAGAUUGGUAUGGCUUUUAGCUUCUAGUAUGAUAAUAAAAAAUAUGUUUUAAAGUUGUCUCAAGUUCCACCAUGCUGUACAACUGUGUAAUCUUUUUUUAUGUUUUUUUUAAUUUUCUAUUUGAUUUUAAUAGUGAUCCUUGCUUGCUUUCAUGAUGCUUUAUUACACAAUAAGAUGCAAAACCAACACAAAUACUAGGUGACUAGCAUUUUCUGGCACCUCAGGCAAUUCACUUGUUUUUAAUUCAUAUCGUUUCCUGCUUUCACAUCAGUGACACACUCAACAGUGCCUCACAUGCCCCUAUUAUCUUCUUACCAUAUUUUGAUAUCAUCAGUAAUCUAUUAGGUAAUAGACACACAGCAACUUGGGAUGUAUUUGUUAAUUUCUCACUUUAUUUUCUCUUAGAAUGGUUUAAUGAUACAGACAUGUAUUCCCUAUCCUUUUUUUUCUUUUCUAGAUGUUUGAUGAUUCCAUUGGAAAAGCUGUAGUGUGUGUCCUUGAUAAUGGAGCUGGCAUGACAUCAAAAGAACUCAACAACUGGGCUAUUUACAGGCUGUCAAAGUUCAAUCGCCAGACUGGAAAGAAGGUGUAAGUGAACAAUUCAAUACAAAGCUCACUUCAGUUUCAAUCACCAAUACCUUUGGGUAUUGUAACAUGAACAUUGUAAAUCUUUGAUAUCUCAGUGUAGGAGAUGUGCCAAGGUCUUUAAACAGUGAUAUUUCUUACUUUGGUGUUGGUGGAAAACAAGCCAUAUUCUUUAUUGGAGAUGCCACAAGGGUAUGUACUUGAUCAUUUUACUACAAUGUUGUCAUUGUUGAUGUGAUAAUAGAGAUACAAAUGUUAUGUUAGGCUUAAAAUUACUUCAUAUCUUGGAAUGAGUGCAGUGGGUCAGGUCACAACAACUAAACUAAACUAAACCAGGCAUUUCUGUAAUGAUUGCUAUGAUACCUUGAGAUAUGAAAGCAAGUUGAUUAUGUGAAAUGUAGUUUCCUAGAUAAUCAAGGAUGAUAAUUCUUGUUAUUGUUGAACAAUUGAAAUUAAUGCUACUGAUGAAUUAGUACAACUAUUGAUAUGUGAUAAUAGGUACUAAUGAUUUAUUUUUUAAAACAUUGAACUGUACUUUUUCUCUUAAAUACACAAGACAACUGUAAUCUACAUACUUAGCAGUUUCCAUCCCAUAGACAUUUGAUAACAGGUGUUGAAGGUGACUAUUGGUUUGUACUUUCUUGUUACCUCGCAUCCUCAGGAUAUAAAAAUUUUGUUUUUCAGAUGAUUACUAAAUCCAGAGACUGCAGUGAUAUUCAUGAACUUUGUAUUUCGCAAGCUGAAUUUGAGAGAAGAGAAAAAAAGAAACAGUCCAUCUAUGGGGGAGCCAUUCUCAACAGGAGGGUAAGUUAAACAGAAAGAAUUCAAAAGCUCUCAUACUGAAAAAUGUUAAAUUAUAUCUGUAAAAUACUGAAAGAGGACUAACCAUUUGCUCUUAAAAGCAUGAAUUAAUAUGAUAUUGUGAAAUAAAAUUCUUGUAGGCUGGAGAUCACCAACACAUUCCAGACGAUGAAGAAAGUGUGAAGAAAUUAGUAGAGGAAGAGGUUCAGAAGGAGAGUUUCACUGCAGUAGUUAUAACAGGAAUAGCUUCAGAACAUAUUCUUUAUUUGAAGACACAUUUCAAACAAUGGUGCAGACAACUGGCGUAAGUAAAAUAUUUUAAUGGAUAAUUAAAUGGUUGGGAUAUAAGUUAUAUUUGAUUCUACUGCUUUAGCUUGCACAGUUUUCAUCUCAUGAUCACAUGGUGAAUCUUGUCAUGUCUAUAAUAUUCUAAAGGCACAUAUAUCACUACUACAUUCAUGGUCCCCGUGGAAAUGAGAAGCCUGUUGGAAGAGGAACCACUGCAAGUCCUUUCAGGAAUAUUGAUAUUCAUGUAAGUUUGUUUGGGAAUGUUUCUUAUUUUUAACAGUUGCUCUUUUUAAACCAUGGUGUUGGACUAAGUAAACCAUUUUACUUGAAAUACAUUUUAAUCUAUUAUGAGAGUAACAGAUCAUUGUUUGACACAGACUGAGAUCCUGUAAUGGACUGUCUUUUCCAGCCUUGCUCAUGUUAUUAUAACUUGAAAUAACAAAGUGGAAUUAAGUCAAAAUCCUGUAACCGUGCAAAAGCAAACUGAACAGAAACAUAUAUCGGGUUACAUUUCACUUAAUAAAGUUUUAAACUUACUAUGUUGUUAUUUGCAUUAUGAUAUAAAAGAUGUAUUUGUUCAAAAUAAUAAAUAAUACUGAACAAUGGAAAAAUUUGAAGUUAACAUAUAUUGGAACAAGUAAUUAAGGCUGUUAGAAUAUAGCAGUUUAGAGGAAGACAUUGAUCAGAGCUUGAUACCAUUUACUAUAGGUUUCUCUGAUUGAAAGAGGUAAACAGGCCAAGAGAAUGCAACUACGAGAUAUUGAUGAUGACAUGCAGACCCAGUACAUAAGGACAGCAGCUUCUGUGUUUGAAUUCCGUGCUCGUGCUGAAUCAGGAGGAGUGGUAGAAGGUGUGCUGCGCUAUCAUCCAUUCCUUUAUGACAGAGAAACAUACCCGACUCUUGAAGGAGAAAUUCCAGGUAAAAUUUGCCAGUGAAGACCCAUCAAUAUUUUGAUACCGUUAUCUUCAGUUGUUUACCUCUAACUGAUACCAAUAUCCCUCUAUCAAAUUUAAGCUUAGUCUGUAUCAUUCCCUAAACAGUUGUUGACAAUGCUGAAGAACUGGCUGAUCCAUUGGAAAAGGAUAGCAGAGCACCCAGAGGAAGCCGUCCAAUAUUUGAGUGUUACUGGAAUGGAAGGCUCAUUCCAUAUACUAACAUUGAUGUGUAAGUUUUCCAUUAACAAUUUGAUUAGCUGUCAUAAAGUGACAAAGCAGUUACUCUUCUAAUGCCUUUAUUUUAUUAUCUUGGUUAGUCUUGAAUGGUGCCAGCCUCCAAAGAAGUGGACAAUUCCCUUGGAAUGUUAUCACAGGUGAGUAUCUUAGAAGAUUUUAUGUUCUCUAGGUUAUUUAAUGAAUUGCAGAUUCUAAAACCAAGUAUUGAGAUCACUGUUAUGGUGCUAGGAUGUGAAAAAAUAUCAAGCAUACAAAUGCAAUUGGAAUACUACUAUCAUAAAGAUUAAAACUUCUGAAAUUCAAUACAAUUUCUUGUUUUUUCUGUUUUGUGUCUGUCUUCAGAAUUGUAUAUUUAGUAAUGAUCCAAUCCAAAUAUCCAAAUAUUUUAAUAUUAUAUAAAACUUAAAAGUUUUCAUCAACUUUGCAGAUUUUCCGGUUGUUUGUGGACAAAUGAUGCAUUUCAAGUCAGCACAAACAAACUGACAUUUAUGGAUUUAGAGGUCAAAAUUAAAGACAAGAACACCAUUUUCAGCAGGGUCAUUCUAGGACAGGUAUAUUAUAGAUGAAGUUAAAAUAAUUUUGAUAUAAUAACAGUCACUUGUUGAUGAAAUCGUUGCUACAUUUCUGUUUUAAGGAGCAAAGAGUCAACAUUUCAAGAGCAUUUUAUGAUUGGGUCAGAGAAUGUCAUGAAAAUCAUGACAAACAGGUACAUAAGAAAAGUAUCUCUUAUUUAUUCACAUGUUGUUGUUGUUUUUUAAUUUAUAUAUCUUGUUUUAAAUCCACUGACCUCUAAUUGUUAAAUUUAGGUCAAGUUCUUAGGGUUUCAAGGUCAAAUAAAACGUCCUGACCUGCCACAGAAGCGAAACCAAAGUCCUUGGUGUGUUUUUAAUUCUAUUGAGUGGGAUGGAAAGAUCUUUAAAGUUGGACAGCUGGUGAGUACCAUGCUAAAGACCUGAAUUUUUACACAAGAAUUAGAUAUCCCUGCUCAUACAGUAGCUCUUUUUAAUGCACUUCCUAACAAUGAGAAAUAAACAAAUUAUGGUUACCAUAAAAUAUGCAUGUAAUAAACAUGUCCUACUAUCAUCACUUGAAAAAUUUCAAAAGUGUUUUCAUAGAUCUGGAGGACACAUAUUUUACACUAGGUUCUUCCAGACUUUUGUUUCACUACUAUUGGCUUGUGUUCAGCUCUCUUCCACUCAGAAAAAUACCAGGAAGGAGCUACCAAACACAGGCCUUUUUUCAGAAACAUAAUUUACAAUUUGUUCUUUGUUGUUGUACUCUAGCUACUAGGUACCUUCAGGUCAAAAUGAUUUUUCUAUGUAAUAAAAGUAUGUAGAAAUAAUAUUUUUCAAAUGUUUUUCUUGACUAGAUAAGGACACAAAGAACACUACCUUUGAUUUGUGGGACAGUAAAGAGAUUUCUUCUUUUUGGUGAUCAUGAUGGAGAUGUAUUUGCUACUGGAGGAGAAAUGGAAAUAGUGCAGGUUUGUACUGUUUAAAUGUUCAAUAUUGUCAUACUUAAUAACACAUGAUAUGACACUGUCUGUGUUCCUUAACAGGAGCCAGUUUCUCUGUAUGGUGACACCAAGUUCUUCUCACUGGCAAAGCUAGAUCGAAUGCUGAACCCUGCCUUGAUCAAAAAGUUUAUUGAUGAGGAAGAAGCAAAGUAAGACUCAACACAAAUAACUAUCUCUCUUUACCAUGAAAAAUUUUACCUGCAACACUUCAAAAUUACCAUGAGAACUUUUUCACAAACUUUUAGAGAGUGCUCUUAACAAUGAAGAUGAACAUUUGAUCUGAAUUUUGCAUGCAUUACUUUGAUGAAAUCUUCACAGUGAUGUUCAUUGUUUUCUUUGUAUUGAAAAUCUGAGACUCGUAUUACUUAUUCUUAGUGGAAUAGAACCUAAUCUCUGCUUGGCUGUCCCCCUGGAAAAAACUUUUAGUGUUAAUUGGAUCUUUGUUGUGUUAUCCUCAGUGGGCAGAUGUAAAUUAGUGCUGGAAAAGUGAAGCACUUUGACCAUGCACAUUUGGGAACAGAUUUAAACCUAUGUAUCAAUCAUCUAUAGUUCCCCAUCUGAAUUUGGCUAAAUCUUACUGCCAAGGAACUCUUUGUAGUCCAGCUUUGACAAAUAACUCUGUGACCAUUAAGUAUACAAAAUAAUUGGCAGAUUUAGAGGUUUCAACAAAAUAUUUUUCUUGAGCAUGUUACUAUAAAACUCUGCAACAUCUUGACACAAUGUUUCAUUUAAGGUUACCAAGUAAACUGGUGUUAGAGUGGCCAGAGAACGACAAACUUGAACCUAACUCUAAGAUACCAGCUGGAACCACCAUAGGUAUGAACAUUGUUCUGAUAACAGAGUGAAUCAUCAUAGGUAUGAAUGCUGCCCUCAGGAAAACAUGAAUCAGUCAUCAUGUACCAUAAUCAAUCUCAAGAGAGAAUUUUGCUCAAGCAGGGUUUACAAUAAUUUGCUUCUUGCUGAAUUCUUUAAAAUUUUUAAAACUUCUCCUAACCCCCCCCCCCAAUUAUGCCAAAGAAUUUUACUCCAGACACCACCAUUCUAUAAGCUACUUCAUACAAGUAGUGUAAUGAAUUUGUAUGUACAACUGUAAUGUGCAGUCUACCAACAGCUGUUACUCUAGUUAUAACUUGAAAACAUAAUUUGAUUAAGAAAUAUAUUUUCUGUGCUUCUAACUAUUCAAACAGUUCUCCAAGAGAAGGUGAAAAAAAGUAUAUUGAAUAACUAGUUUACUACUUGAGUUUCGUAAAGGGUAAAAAAGCUGAUGUUUUGAGCAUCAGCCCUUUGUCAGAGCAAUUGACAAUUAUUCUGAUGAAGGGUUACCACUCAAAAUGUCAGCUUUUUUUAUCCUUUACAGUGGCCAAUUUACGUUUCAACUCAGUCGUUAACACUAAAUUACCUGCCAUACUCUCCCACCAAGGCAGCACCACAGUUUCUUUAGAAACUUACCCCCUUUACUACUUGAGUAUGUCACAAUUUCUUGUGUUUUUUUUUUAUGGUAGAGAUAUUCAGAUCAUAUGGUGUUUGGAGUAUGUUUCUUUUUACAAAAUCAGUCUUAAUAAGUCUUUAAACAUUUGACCUUUCUGUUUUUUUUAAUGUUUUGAAAAUAGUUCAGUCUCUAAGAGGGAGGCCUCCAGCUUUAUCCACCUCAAGUGUACAAGUGCAGUAGUUAUGUGUUGGAAAUUUUUAAAACACUUUUUUGUCAUCAUUUGGACAGGUGCUAUAAGGGUUGAUAUUCACAAUGGUAGAGGAGAAUCAGUCAACAAAGUGCCUGGUGACAGGAGAAGAUUGUUGGUUGAACUAAAGGUCAUCUGGCAUGGUAUGUAACUAUGCUGAGUGACUGCCUCGAGGUCAGAUAUAUUAGCUUAACCCUUUAACUCCCAUGAGUGACCAAGACAGACUUCUCCUUACAAUAUAAAUACAAUAUCAUGCAGACAAGUGGUGAGAACUAAUACAAAUAUCAGUCAGGGGAUUAUUAGUUGAUCCAAGACCAAAUUAACAAAACUAACAUUACAAGACUUGUAUAACAGACAGUAAGGAGAAUUACUAUUGAGAUCUUGUGAGUAAAAGGAUUAAGCUAUGAUGUCUUGCCAAGUCAAAAAAUAGAUUUAUUGUCUUGCUAAGCCACAGAUAGAGAAGUGCUUUUCAUAAUAUUGGUAUGGUUCUAUAGGGAGACCGAGAGCAAGCUGCCUGGUCCAUUUCACUCAAAAUUAGUUCUCCUUUUCCCUGGCAGUGGGAAACAUUGGGCUGUGAGCCUUCUCCACUCUGUUUUUUCCUUGCCAGGUCUAUCUCAUCUUCCAAGGAGAUGUUUAGGGCCUUCCAGUAUUCAUAGGGGUCCUGGAAAACCUGGAAAGUCCUGGAACUUUAUUUUGACAUUUUCCAGGACUAGAAAGUCCAGUAAAAAGACUGCAGGUUCUUAACUCAAGCAAUAAAGUUUUCAUAGUUUAUGUUAUUAGAAAUGUAUUAAUACUGUAAGUAGAGAUGAUUUUUUAAAUCUUGGGAAUGAAAGGUUUUAAGGUGAAAUUUGGUGACCUGGAAGAAUCAAUAUGGGUCUUGGAAAAUUCCUGGAAAAUUCUAGGAAUAGUACUGGAAAAUUACUAGAAAAGUCCUUAAGAUUUGUUACUAAAAAAUGGUAUGAACCUUGUUCUUCAACUUUUCAAUGGUCUGCCCCUUUUAUGUUCCCUUGCACUGGUGGUUACCAUUUUGUUACAUGUUUAAGCGAAAAAAAAGGAGCAAGCAAAUAAUUAUGUGAACAAGACAUAUCUUUUGUUUUAAUUAUCACUCACAAAAUCUUCUUUUGACUUGUAGGUAAUGACAAAGAUGGUGAUAAAGUGAUAACCAACCAUGUCUGCCAACAUGGAGGAAAGAACUGGCCUUACUGGUUCAGAAAAAUGGGUACUAACAUCUUUUUAUCUUUAUCACUGAUUCUAGAGUACACUCAGUAUCUCCAGAUGUUUAAUAACAUGUUACUAGUUGUCACUGAAAUAUUCAAUUAUGGUUACUUGUUCUUGCAGAGAAUAUUACACAUUUAGGUCCUCAUACUCUCCAACUUCAAGUGUUGUUGGGUGAUACUUCAGCUGGUUCUUCAAUCAAGAGUCUUCCUUGUCACGGAAUCAAGUUCACUGUAACAGGUGAAGUGGCUCUCUUUCUUCUUUCUUGUUCUCUAACCUGAAGUAUAGCAAGAUUAAUUGGUUAACCUUUGAACCUAGGAGUUAAAAAAACUCCAUAGUGUGUGGCUGCCAGAGUUUAACUCAAAGAUAUUAGAGCUGGACCUAUGCUUUUAAAUUUAAAGAAAAAAGAAAUAAGGUUUUGCUUGUAUGAUUUUGAGAAAUAUUUUUACUUCUCGAAAAUGGCCAUGUCUGUCUGUGACUGCAGUCUCAACUACAACAAAGGCAUGUUUGAUGGUGUCUUUGUUGGGAACUUAAUUGUUAGUUUCUAACAUUUGUGAAUUGAGCUGUCAGCAAUAAACUACUGCUUAGGCCAAUUGAAUGCCUGUCAAGCAAUUUGUUUUUGGGUUUUCCCUUUGCUGUAGUAGAACGACAAAGCAUGACAAAAGCACUAUUUUAGAUUAAUUAUUGUUUGCAGUUAUAUUCUCAUUCAUCUCAGCAGUGCCUUUCCAGCCUUGCCAUACCAGCAUUUAGUCCAGAAUCAUAUUUCUUUUGCUAACAUGGCUCUUUUGCUUAUUAAUAUUAUUUUUUAGAGGCUCACCCAAAUAAAUUUACAGUUGGAAUGUUGGAGACACCUCUUAGAGUUGGAGUACCUUUCCAGGUAUGGAAAAAUUUUCGACUAAUUUGGUUUCACUCAGGAUGAAAUUUAAUAUGGUUGGACAUUUUGAUAUGGCAGCUGUAACCUUUUUCUAAUUACUCUUCUUUCAUACUUAAGAUUCCCCUCAAUUUGUUGGAUGAAUUUAAUAACCCGUCCAAAUUAACAGAGGAGUUGUCUCCAAUUUUAAAUGCAAGGUAAGAACUUCUGCUCAACAACUUGUCACUGAAACACUAUAGUAUUCCAAGCUAUCAUGAUUUUGGUUGCAAGGGAUGAUUAGGAAAAAUUUGGCAACUAAAUUUGUUGUGCACAGUAAGUUACCCAUUGGCUGUGUUUGGCAGUCAUAUAGCAAGUUAAAAUAUCUUGGUAACUUUCUUUGACAUGGUCUGAAGUCAAAGUGAAGUCACUUAAAAGUUUCAUUUUCAUCAAAAAGUUGCUUCUUCCUCCUUGGCUGCCAAAUUGUGAGGCCUUGAGAAGCUGUGUGAGUCUCCAAAUCAAAUGCCACCCAUACUACUCAGCCCUAUGAUUUACUGUGUGGCUAGUGACUUAGUACAAGUUGUAAUGAUGUAUUGGGUGUAUUUUUCUAGAGACUUUUGGCAGCCAUAUCAUGAUUUAAGGUCACCAUAUGGCAGCUUUGAAAAAAGUUGAACUUGGAGCCCUGUCAAAGAUUCACCAUUUUCUGUAGGAAACUUUGAUAUAGAGAUCAUCCUUGAUUCUGACAAGAAUCUUUUCCCUCUCACCAAACUCCAAGUACUUGCUGAAUCUCAAGUGUCUUCAGUUUUGACAAAAAAUGCCACUAAUUGUUUCUCAAGUUAAGUGGUGUAUUCAAGGCUUAUUCCAAGCAGGUUUAGAUUGUGAGAUUGAAUUAAUUGAUGUUGUGAUGAUGUUUUUCCUAUCUGUGGGAAUGAGUUUGUUACUAGCUGGCACUAGCUUCUGGAUUAAAAAAAAGAAUGGUUAAGUUAACCUUAGUCUUCUCCAGACCAAUGGGUAAUGUGGUUAAAACAGAAUAUUUUUGUUUGGCAGUGGUCUGGAACUUGCUCAUCAAGGGACAUCAGUGAAAGGAAACAGCCUGAUUGUCAAAGGUGUAAUUGCCUUAGGCUCUGUUCCGUCACAUGCAGGCAAGGUGAGAGGUGAUUUACAUUGUUUUUGCAUCAGUUGAUGUAUCAACAAAGCACCUAACAAUUUCUCUCUUUGAAUUUCAAACCUUGCUCAGUUGGCUUGAUACAUACUGAUUUUAUCUAUAGUCCCAAAUUUAAGGUGAGCUGUUAUCAAAAUGCUGUCUGGCCUACAAAAUAAUAACUAGAUGGAAAUAAUUUUCUUUCAUUAUUGACGAAGGACUUCAAUCUAAAGAUCACCCUGCCGGGUCUUGAAGAAGGUUCACAGAGCUUGAAAAUCAGGUUACUACCAGGUGAAUAAAUAUUUGCUGGAUGAGAAGUGUAAUGAUGAAUAUGUGGUAGAGAUGAAUUUGCUUUAGCUCUUAUAUUAGUAAUGGCCUAUGUUACUCAAAUCUGUGGUCAGUUAUGAUAUAAUUUUCUGCUGCCUUAUGUGAAUGGAAGGUGGAUGCUUGAGGUGUUCAGAGUCUUUAGGUUAGGUCAGUAGUAAUCCCCAGAUAGUAUGCCAACACCCAAUCUCUGCAACUUGACCACAAGAACCCAUUCAAGGCAACUGUUGAUGCCGAUUAGAUCUGUGGAAGGAAAAAAGAUAGUGGGUUGUGUGUUUAAAUGUUCAAAAAAACAAUUUUCACAAAACAGCUUGAGACUGUUGUAAAACAGUGACCGCCAAACAGCUUGUGAAUUAUACAAUGAUGCUAGCUGUAAUGGAGGUGCAAAGUUCUAUUUGAGAGUGUACCCUUGAGACUGAAAACCUCAUGACAAUUUGACUUAAAACUGAAAUCAUGGUUUUCAAGUGGACUUCUUGAAUAUUUUGUAAUUUUUGUUGUUUCCAUAAACACUACAGUGGCUAUAGUAGUCUGUAAUUUCUCAGUUAGGUGACAGUUGCUAACCAGAGCAUUAUGUAUCGCACAGGUCCUCCUGAAUCAUUAGUAGUUACUCCUGACAGUGAUGACAUCACAGUUGAAAACAACAGCUCUCUUCAGUUGCAAGUGCAAGUCCAAGAUAAAGCUGGCAACCUUACAGUUCAGCCUAGACUUAAUGUUGUCUGCAAGGUACUAUUUUAACCAAAUUAUUAGUUGUGUGUUUCAAACUGUGGUAUAUAGUUUUUCAAAUUUUAUACAAAAAAUGUAGAAAACAUUUCUGAUUAUGUCUCAUAUGCCUAAAUGUGUACCAUGCCCACUUUGCUCAAACUUCCAACACAGAAUAUCUCCAUAAUUCAGGACGUUCAAUAGCUUUUGGUGGCUGGUCUUUACUGAAAUUUGUAUCCUCUAUUGUCUUCUAAUGUAUGUUUGAGCAGGCUGACCAUGGUCCAGUUUUCCAUGUUGAAGAUUACUUUGUAUGAUCUUCAUGCUUGCCCUGCCAACAGUGUUCAGAGAAGUGUAACCUUGUUUAUGUAUCUGGGUAAUGUGGUGAAAUGAUUGAGCUUUUAACAGUAGAGGCCCAUUGGGAGUGUUCUGAAGUUUCCAUACACAAUUAAAGUAUUGACUAAUUUGUCUUUUACAACCUCUGUUUCAGCUCACAGGCACACCAGGUCUACCUACAUACAUUGGAGACUGUAGCUCUUCAGGGAAAGUAACAUUAACAGGUCCUGAUAUCAGUCUAAAGCAAAUCACCAAAAGUUCAAAACUCAAAGCCAAGAUUGAGCUACAGGUUUGUUAUAAUGUUGCAUUUCAGUCUCUUUGAAUCAACUACACUACAGUUUUACUUAAACCACUUAUAACAUUUACAUGUUACUAGCAUCACAAGGAAGUGCCUGCUGUGGAAAAGAAUAUUGUGGUGACACCCAGCAGUAAAGCAGCAAAACUGGAAGUGUUUCAUGAACCAGUUGAUGGCAAACUAAAGAAGAAAGUAGAGGAUGGACAAGAGUUGCCAUGUGUAGUGGGACACAUGUUGACUGGAUUAAGUAUGUACUCUGUCACCAUGAUCAUAGUUUGUUGAGUUAGUCCUAUUUCGUAUGAAUGAGCCUAUGCAACACAAUCCUAAUCAAAAUAUAUCAAAUUUCAGUCAUUAAUUGCAUGAAAUGUGUGCUGCUGAAAGUUUUGUCAGGGUCAAAAAGUGGAAAUCAGCUACAUGAAGAACACUUUUAUAAAUACUAACAUCAUGUGGCAGAAGACUAGAGGCUGAGAACAACUACAGCUGAAAUAAGUACAAAUUCAUGUGGCAAGCAUUUCAUUUUACAAGGCUUGUGAUUUAUUGUGUUCUUUACACAUUGACAGGUUUUAGAAUUCUGGAUGAAGGUCAGAGAGAGGUUACCAUUGACUACUCAUUAGCAAGCAGGUUUAAGGUAGGUGGGAAAAAAGGGCUGGGUGAGGUUGGAUUGAUUUUGACCUGAGGAAUACAUGUGUUAUUGUCUUGAUAUUAAAUUUGAAUCAUUCAGUAAUGUUUCUUUGAUAUAUUUGUAGGUGAACUGGACUCCUAAAGUCUCUAAAGAUCUCAUCAAACAAGGAGUUCUUCCAGACAUUAAGGUACAGUAUCUUUGCUAUGAGCAAUUAAUUAUGAUUUAAUUAUGAUAAGUUUGGUUUUUCAGAGGUGAAGCUUUUUUACAAUAUGUUGUGUUCUCUCUGUUCCAUGACAGGCACCUUUUUCUUGUGAUGAACCAAAGUAUUGUCAAGUUAGCAUGACUGGUGGAGCAGGACUUGAGUUUUCUUUCACAAUCAAGUAAGCAGUUUUUAUAGUUUUUUAGCCACACAUUUGUUAAGGGAAUGUUUUCUUGUUUCUAAAGUAAUUAAGAUUCAUCUUCAGUGUUCUAUUCACAAACUUAAGGGCAAACCAUUUUACAUGUUGGUCAUCUUUUAAUGAUAAAUACCUCUUAUUUCUGGUCAUACUUUGUCAGACCACUGGCUGAUGUGCCAAGCAUCCUCAAGUGUUUAUGUGAUGAGCCACGCCUCAGAUUAGGGGAACCAUUAUCAUCCGAUAUCAUCCUGUCAGCAACUGACAAACAUGGCAACAAAACAGGCAAGGUAAGAAGAUUUGUGCAAAGACAAUGCAAACCUAUCACUACUGGCUCCCUCAAUUUCCUUAUGUUGUUUAUAUCAAGAAGAUCCAGUUAAGGACAAAAUUAGUGAUGAAGAAAUCAAUUACAUUAGAUGAUGUAAUUUUAUUCAAUAGAUGACCUACCUUGUAGAUACCCUAAUUACUGUAUUUUAGUUCAUACUUCAAUUCAAAAAAUAAAUUAAUUAAAUAAAUAAAAUUAUGAGUGCAGUUAAUUAUUUGAUUACACAUUUAUUUGUAGUUACCAAAUAACGUGUUACCAGAGUUCCAUGUUUCCUCUGAUGGAUUAAAAGAAAGUGAAGUACAAUUAGGAUUCACUGCUGUAAGUGUCUGUUGGCUUUUAUUUUAAGCUCUUAUUUAACUGUUAUUCCACUCCAGGCUGUAAAGUCAUCAAUCUGUUUACACUCUCCUUCAUUUUUUUGUGUUACUGGGUGGCUAAUUUAAUAUUAACAUUUUUCUGUAGGAUGGUAAUAUAGUAAUCAAGAACAUUCAGUUUGAAAAUGGCCCCCUUGGACACAGAGAACUGUCCAUUACAUGGAAGGAAAUUAAAUGUUAUCAAAGAGUUGAGGUAGCUACAGUUAAAUCAAAACCAUUCACAUGGGCACCUUUCUUGGUUUUUUUUUUUUUUUUUUUUUUUAAUGCACAGUCAUGUAACUAAAAGUUAGAUUCAAAUAGUUGAUUAUCAAAGUAAAGUUUAAACUUUUCUUUAUUAGGUAUAGUUUCUUUGGAAACAUGACAUCACUGCCAUGGGGAAGAUCCAAGACUUUUUUAUGUCUCUUAUAGUUAUAAUUAACUGUCUUUUGAUUAAAAGGGGGUAAGUUUCUAGAGAAACUGAGGUGCUGCUUCAGUGAGGGGGAGUAUUAGACAAGAUAAUUUGGUUUUAUCACCUGAGUUGAUAGUGUACAUUAGCCACUGGAAAGAGCUUCUAACCUGACAUUUUGAGCAUUACCCCUUCGUCAUUUGCUCUAACCAAGGGCUAACCCUUGAAACAGCAGCUUAAAAAUCUCUACAGUGUCUAUACUUUACAUUCAUCUCAGUUGAUGAAGCCAAAUUGUUUUGUGUUUUGUGAUGUUUGUUUGUUGUGAUUGCUUUUCACAGGUUACAGCAGGUCCCCCUGCCAGACUCAAGAUUCUGGAUAUUAACCAUUCAGAGGUGCUAAGAAUUCUUUUAAUCUUAUAUAUACUUUUGUUGUGUUAGAGAUGAAAACAAAUUAAAUUAUGUUCCUCUAUUAACAUUUGUUAAACUGUGAUGACGAUGUUGUCAUUAAAGUCAUCCACAUGAACCAUUUACUGUGUCAGGAAAAUGCUUGAAUUGUUAGCUGUUGAUUGGGAAGUCUCUUUCCAAGUUUAAAUUAUCAUAAUUUAGCUUUGAAGUCAUUUACUAGUUUUCAAUACUGACAUUUAAAUUUUCAACUUGUCUGUUGUGUAUGAUUUCACGGCAGCCACUGUCAGUUUAUAAUGACACUAGAAUGCCAGUCCCACUCAAAGUGCAGUUAUGUGAUAACCUUGGAAACCCUUCAGAUGAGCCCAAUGUUAAGGUGGUCCUGAACUGUGACAGAGGACUUAAGGUGAGAAUAUGAAAUAGAAAUGGUUAACACAUAGCAACCAUGAUAAUACUUCAACUAAAUCCAAAUGUAAAUGUUUUAUUUUUUAUUUGUACAUAGUUGACUCCAACACCUGCUGUUCAGAAGACAGAUGACAAAGGUCAAGCUUCCUUUGGUCUUCUCACUGUUAGUGCAGUAAGGUAUGUGGCACAAUGAGACAGACUACUAUGGUCCAUUCUUAAUUUUUCAUCACAUACAGACAUAACAUUAAGUGAAAAGAGUAGAACUUGAUAUAAUCCUGCAAUAUCUAACCCAAUGUGAGUCAGGCAUUCAGAGUAGGACAUCUGUGAGAUGAACUGUACUUGACAAAUGAAUUCUCAUGACUUUCUCUUCACAAAAUACAUCUUGAUCAUCAAUGAAAAAUUAACGUUUGUUCUUCAAACACAGGGGGAUGUAUGGAAUACGAAUCAAAGCUCUCUUGGGAAGAACAGCUUUAGAUGCACCAACAGUGAAUAUUAGGUAAGUUAAGCCCAAAGGAAGUGAUUCAAUCUUGUUUUUAUCAGUUUUUUGAUGUACUUUGUUAUUUUUCCUUUUUUUUUUUUUUUUUUUUUUUUUCAGAGUGGAGCCAGACCCAUCCAAAGCUGUUAAACUCACUGUCACAUUUGACUCCAAAGCUCCAUGUGUGGUUGGAGAACUGUUACCAGGUUAGUUAUGAACCUAUUUCUUCAAAAUAGAGUUUUGAUCUUUAUUUAUCUUAAUUUUCCUUUCUAAAUUUAUAACUGUUAGGUCUUCUAGUUUUUUAAACUUAAGAAUGGUAAUGAAGGUGUGCAUUUGUUCUUUCAGUUGUUUCAGCUCAUGUUGUAGGAGAGGAUGAAGCUGUUAUGAAAGCAGCAAGUGCUAAAGAUAUUGUUUUGAAGAUUUGGCACACAAAGGAUGGUCCAGUAUCUGACAAACCCCCACCUCGGGUAAGAUGGUCUAAGUACUUCUACGAGAAUUAGUUAUGUGCUGUGGAGGGCUCUUUCAAAGACAUUUGAAACUCAAGAAAAAGGUCAUCAUGAUAGGUCUGGGAAGUUUGGGAUAGGUUAACUUUGUGUUAUUUGGGUUAUUGCAUGAUCCUGUUUAUUCUCCUUCAGUUGUAUUGAUAAUUUUUAUUUUCAAGGCUACAACUUUGUAUCCAUCAAAAAGAAAAAACUCAGAUAAAGAAGGCGAAUUCUACUUCAGGUUUGUUAUUUGCUCAAGUUAAGUGGUUUUAUUUGACACAUUUUACAUCCGUUUUCCUCAGUGCUUUUAUGAGAGGUUUGCAAUGCACUUUAAUCAUUCUUACAUCACUGACCAUGUCUGUGUUGAUCCUGUAGAGACCUGAAGGUGCCUGAUGUGUCUGGACCAUAUUGUAUGGUGAUACAGUUUGGAUCAGUAGGAGUUGUCACCCUCUCAAGUAAACCAGUAAGUGGAUGUACUAUUUUGUGGAACAUAAAUUGUGAUGAGGAUUCAAAUUUAAGCCAGAAUUUUAUACAAACAAUGGCAUGUCACUUUCACUUUCUGGUUAAAAUAAACAACUCUGUAAAGUAGGGUGAUAAUGCAUCAUAUAUUUACAGAUCACAUUUACAGCAAUGCCUGGUCAGCCUGUGAAACUUGAACCAGAAUCCAUUCCAGCAACACCAACUGUUUCCAACACUCAGAGGACUAACAGCCGAACACUGGUGAAGACACUCAAAUUACAGCUUAAGGUCAGCUUCAUGAACUUUUCCCUUGCUAUCAUUUGUAUGAGUUUUAUUCAAAAAUAAUUUCAAUUGCAUUUUGGAUUGAAUAAGAGAGGAUAACUUUUCCAUUGACUGAGUCCUAAUUAUAAUUCUAAAUGGCACUAUAAAAACAUAUAGUUAUCUUUUUUAUAAUAUCUAUUGAAAUUCAACUUUGUGCUUUCAAUUUUAAUUUUCUGCACUGGUUAAAAUUAUUUGAUAAGCUCAAAUCCUAUGAUCCCAUGUCUGCAUUUACUUCAUUAGAUCUGUUUGCACCAAGUGUCUAGUUUGUUUUAGGAUCAUCUCAUGAUAUUUGAGUUGAUCUUAUAUUAUGCUGGAAAUCAGUUUAAAAUGGCUGCUUUAAACUUGAUGGACUUGAGUUUUUUUUUUUUUUUGCCCUUUGUGCAUUGUUAUUUAUAUAUUUAUUUCUGUCUCUUGUAUGGGUUUAAUUAGUUUUGUUGGAGUUUGGCUUUUAAGUAUUUUUCUGAUGGAUAACACUACAUUAUCAAAUGCACAACCAAAAAUUACCAUGCUGUACAUGGAGGAUGAUUGCCUUCUGAUACUAAAUUGUUCAUGUUAAAGUGCUCUUAACAUUGUUUUCAGGACAAAUUUGAUAACCUAACUGGUGAGAAUAUCCGGGGUAAAGUUGUUAUUACAGUGAGCACUCCAUCUGAAGGCAUCGACGAGAUCCCUGCCCUAGCUGGGAAUGUGUACCGCAUGGAAGUACCCCUCCUCAAGGGCACGGCCAAUGUCCAGAACUUACUUAUACAAGAAAACACUGCAGGCAAAGAUGGACAAGAAUACCUGCUUAACUUUGAGACUCAGAUCCCAGCUAAUGCCUCUCCUCAUCCUAUUCCACCAUUUACUCUUGCUUUCUUGUUUUACAAUGGUGAGUUCUUUCUAGUCUGCAUUGUGUGAAGUUAUUAGAAUUUGAAACAACUGUUGUCUUUCUCCGGCAAGGAAACAUUUGAGUUAGUUUGCCCAUUCUUGAAUUUUAUUUGGUUACCUUUAGUGAGUGUGUUGUACUCAAAGUGUUGAAGAUCCGAAUUAAAGGGAACUUUUUGUUAUGUUGUAUUAUAUUUUGAAGAUGUCAGGAAACAACAGCAAAUGGCUCAGCUGACAAAAGAGAGAGAUCACUUAUUUGAAACAAUUCGAACUUACCGUCUUCUGUUUGAAACUACACGGCAACUUAUCAAUGAGAUGCAAGGUUAGAAUUAGUUGGAUUUGGUUAAUGGUCCAUUUAUAGAUUUUCAUAUCCAGGUGUUAACAAUGGUCUAUUCUGUUGAUACUUUAGAGUAUUUUAUAUUAAUUUUUUAUAUGUAUAUACACUAAAAAUAGCAUUUCAAAUUCAGUUUCAGUACAUGAAGCAUCCUUACAUGAACAAAAGAUUAGAGGAGAACUUAGAAAGCAGAACAUUCCAGCCAGUACCUUGGCAACAGUGAGAGAAAAGACCUUUUUCUUCUUGCAUUUAAAUUUUGUUUUGUUAAAUUUGGCUCCAUGCCAUCUGUUCCCUCAUGCAAACUUAAUUGCAUUGAUUAAUAAUUAUAUUUGUGUGUUUUUAGCCUGCAGCUGUGACGUCAGCUAUAAAUGAUUUCUCCAGGAAGCGAGAUCAGAUUGCCAGCACUCCGCGGAGACAAUGUCUUUUACAUCCAGGACCACGAGGAGACUCAGGCAUCCUGGGAAAGGUUUGUUGAACUGGGAAAUAACAUACUUUUGAGACUGUAAUCUUACACCUUUGUGAUAUCUAUCGUUUGACUUUCACUUCAACAUGUUCAUAAGAGAAAAUCUUUGCUAGACCUUCUUUUGUCACUGACUUGAAAUCAGGAUGGUUGUUGGUUCCUCAGUAACUUAGCGCAGUUUGUGUGAUAAACAAGAAAGGGUUCUAUUUAGCAGAAGGUUUGGUUACAAUUUAGUACUGUGCCCCCCUAUACAGGUUGCUCGUUUAGCAGAAGGUUUUGUUACGAUUUAGUACUGUGCUCCCCUCUACAGGUCGCUUAUUUUGCAGAAGGUUAGGUUACAAUUUAGUACUGUGUCCCCCUAUACAGGUUGUUCAUUUAGCAGAAGGUUUGGUUACAAUUUAGUACUGUGUUCCCCUAUACAGGUUGCUCAUUUAGCAGAAGGUUUUGUUACAAUUUAGUACUGUGUCCCCCUAUACAGGUUGCUCAUUUAGCAGAAGGUUUGGUUACAAUUUAGUACUGUGUCCCCCUAUACAGGUUGCUCAUUUAGCAGAAGGUUUUGUUACGAUUUAGUACUGUGUCCCCCUCAACAGGUCAUUUAUUUAGCAGAAGUUUUUGUUACAAUUUAUUACUGUGCCCCCCUCUACAGGUCGCUCAUUUAGCUCAAGUAGUGGAUGAUGAUGUAGCACGGGUUUUGUCAUGGCACAUGGCUUCUGAUAUGGACUGUGUUGUCACUCUUACCACUGAAAAGGUUUGUUCAACUCAAACUGCAAUAAAGGUGUUAAACAUUUGUUAUCUGGCUCUUCCAAAGCAAUCGAACCUCAAAAUGCAUUAGUCAGAAGCUUCACCACUACUGAGCAAGUGAUAACCAGUUGUUAUAGGCAAGGUUCAUAAUUAUUUGUCUGACUCAUUGUAUAUUGCAAGGAUCAGCAAUGUUGAAUCCGUCUUGUUUGAAGAUAGAGUAAGCAACUUUGUGCUUCAAGAAAAGAAAGAUAUUUCAUAGAGUCUACAUCCUAGUUGAAAAAAAUAGCAACUUGAAAUACACACCAUCAAUAUACAGUAUGUUGAAUUUGCUGUAAGUUGUAGAAAUUGUUGAUUAGCGCAUGAUAUCUCUAGCUUGUAACUGUAUGGACUGUUUCAGGCCAAGCAAGUGUAUCGUGAUUCAAAUGGUCAGCAGCAGGUUCUUCCCUUAGAUUCCAUAUUCAGACGAAGUUUACCAGAAUGGAACAGGUGAGCUACAGCUUCAACGCUUAAUAUGAUUUUUUAUCAUUUACCAGUCACUUAUCAUCAUUGCUUAUUCUGUGAUCACUGGUUUUCUUACAGACCGCUGCCACAUGUACGAGGUUCAAAUAACUACACUCCCACGGGGAACCCAGUUUAUGCUCGAGAUAUGCUGCUAUUCCCUGCAGAAGGAGACAACUGCAAACUCGGUAAACCAAGGACACCUAGUAACAGUGUUUAAUCAUUUAAAAUUAGAAAAAUUCUAUUAAUGGCAACUGAGGGUUCCUCUUAACGUCUCUGCUCAUGAAUACAGCACUACGAGUUUAAUUGGAAAAUGUUAUUUGCUCAUUUUUCGUAAGCCAUUCUCCCUUUACUAUGAAAUAAAUGUAUGUGAUGAUAGUUGUAUUUUGAGGAAAACUGCGAGAAAGUUAAAACCUCUGAAUUCACAAAUGGAGGUGCCCUCAGUUGAAGUAACUCUUUUACCUUCUAGUGUUUGGUAUGUUGCUUGGCGACACUUUGAUCCUUGAUGAUCUGGAUUGUGCAAAUAAAUACAGACAGGAGGUGAGUAGCAUGGGAGAUGUGUGCAGUGCUAACACUUUAAGUUAACUCUUACUCUUUUCUUACUGUUUACAUCAUUCUAUGGAAGGUUGUGAAGUACACUCACUGUCCAACAAUUUUGACGAGGAGUGGGGAUCGUAUCAGGAGUAACGGUAAGCUACAGCUACUAGACAGAAUAUACCAAUUAAAGUAGUGAUCUAACCCCAACCCUAAGCUUACCUCCAAGUAAAGCGAAGGAUUUUUUCAUACAACGUCAUGUUACUAGAAAAUUUUCAUCCGUUGAGUAGCUGUUCUCUGAUCUGUUGCCAAAUACAGCUCUUUAGCACAAGAGUAAAGUGGUAAGUUUGUAAAGAAACUGUGGUGCUGCGUUGGUGGGAGAGUAUAGCAGGUAAUUUAGUGUUAACAACUGAGUUGAAAACGUAAAUUAGCCGCCGUAAAGGGUAAAAAAGCUGACGUUUCGAGCGUUAGCCCUUCGUCAGAGCGAUAGAUUAGAUUAGGCUAAGAAAAGACUACUGACAACUUUGUCUUCUUUGUUUAGGGAAGUUUGGUGGUCUUCAGAAUAAAGCUCCUCCGUUAGAGAGAAUGCGUGGCGCUGUAUUUGCUGCACCACUUCCCCUUGCUUUUCAUUCAUUUACAACACAAAUCGGUGAGUAAUUCUGGGCAGGUUAGUCAUUUGUUUAAUAUCUUAGGUGAGAAAGGAAUGCCCACUACCCGACACUUUCAUGUGGUGUGUUAUUUGUGUAUUUUGUAUACUUGCAGAACAACUACAGCAAUUUAAACAAGCCGUUCUGAAACAUGCUCAAGCCAAAGAGGAACUUUCCGUAAGUUUGGCACACGUCAUAAAAAGAGUAUUCGCCUCGUAUGAUUCCUGUGCUAGCAGCAGUGCUAAUACAAAUUUAAUUUUGUUACCAUAGCUACAGCUACAGCACGGACAAACUGAGGAGAUGAAAGUCAAGCAUCGCGAGUGUAGAGAGGCAGAAACUCAACUGCGCAUGAUUGAAGAGCGCCUUGGUAUGACACCAACACAGUAUAAUAUGCCUCCAAGUCCUGCCACUAUGUUACUCACAGAGCUCAGCACACCACCAGCAAGGACUGCUACAUCUCGUCGCGCAGGCGCGCGAGCUGCAGCAGCUGCCUCUGCGUCUCCAACUUUGUUGAAUUCAGUUGUAAAUGGAACAAAUAACACCUCUGCAAAUACGAGUUCUCCGCGAACAAGACGAGGCGCUCCCGUUGCUACCGAAGACAUCCGUUUCAGUAAGCGGACACGGCGAUGAAAAAAGAAGACUUUGCAUUGUUAUUAGCUUCUUGAUUUUUUCUUUGAAAUUGCCAUUCUAAUUUAAAACGUUUUAUUUCAGCGCAACUAUUUUGUCCUACACAAACAAAAUUGUGUAAAUUCAGAAAUCCAGUCAUAACUUAGAUGUAAUUUGUUUUAAACGCGAGCACACCACAUAAAUCUACCCAUACAUGAUUGUUCGAUAACUUCCGCCUUCUUGCGUCAGUCACCAGUCACAUGUACACUUGGACCCUGUUGUUUAAAGGAUGGAUAACCCUAUCCUCUGGAUACAUUUCAAUCCAAUGGAUAGUGCAGUGCAUUGCACCAACAUUUAUCCAUUAAACAGCAUUCUUUGCCCUUUGAACAAGCCGGGCCCGUAGUUUUUAAUUGUUUUAGACUUGUUCUGAAUGAAAAUAAUGAUGAUUCCAGUUUGAUGUACAUCAUGUUAACUUAUACCAUUUACCCUCUAUGAACUUAAUUUCAAUAUUUAUGAGAAUGCAUAUGAGGAUAGUUGCCUUGAAAUUUAGUAGAUCUGAGGUAAAUAUACUUUUUAUGUUGUCAACCCAAUAUUUAUUAGUACGAUUUGGAGCAGUGUUUUUCUCACUCUGUGAAAUGCAAUCACUUGUUUUUGAGUUGCAGUUCCUUGGUUAGCACUUAACCAAAUAAGACAGUGAUGCUGCUCACUGAUCAGAUGGGUUAAUACAUUUUGUUUUUGGUGCUUUUCACCUAAUUGCAUUCAUAUUUGUAACUCUUAAAACAACAGUAUGGAGAAUUUUAUUAUGAUAAAAUGUAUGAGGCUUAAACAGCAAG